UUUUUGUGGAAGCAUGUUCUGUCAUUUCAUUUAUGUAAAUGUCUGUGUGUUCAUUGAUAACCAAAAUACAGUCAGACCAUAGAGCAUUUCUCCUACAGGCCACGUUACACACAGAGACAAAAUAUAAUUAUGAUAAAAACAUUUUAAAGGUGACAUUUGAUGUAUUUAGGAGACAAUCCCGACUUCCUCUCAUGCACACACGUGGGAAAUAAGAAAUCAAUGGUUGUAAAAGGUUGUUGUUAUAAAGUAUUUUCCUCACUCAUUGCGUUUUUUUUUAACAUGGGUUGGGUCAGGGAAGUUCGCAGAGACAAUAUUAGCAACCUUAUGACUUCUGGGGAAGUAAACAAGUUUGGCAGGGGAGGGUUAGCCUGCACUGGGAAAACUUCUAUGCAGUCAGACUUUCCUCUACAUAUACUGAACUAUGGCAAAUACACAAGUGUCAGUCGUGACAGUCGCCCCGUUGGGAGACAGUCCAGUUCAGGUUGUCUGUCCCGAGUGUCAUCAGACAGUACUCUCCAAGGUGGACUACUCCUCUGGUUUGCUCACUUACCUUUUCUGUGGAGGACUCUUCUUCUGUGGCUUUGUUUUAGGUUGCUGUCUCAUCCCGUUCUGUGUGGACCGACUGAAAGAUGCAAAGCACACCUGUCCUACCUGCAAGACUGCACUUGGCGUGUAUAAACGCCUAUAACCGAUAUUAGUGCUACACCAUAUAGUCGAUUCCUUGGCAACUAUUUUGAUCACCAAAUAAUAGUUUUAGUAAACUUUUUCUAAGCAAAAAACUCAUACAUUUGCUGAUUACAUGCUUCUUAAAUGUGAAUUUGAUGCUUUUCUUAGCCAUACAUGAUAGUACACUGAAUUUGAAGAUGUCACCCUGCGUUGUGGGAAAUUACACAGGGCCUUAUUUUGACUAUUUCCUGACAUUUUAUAGACAAAAUGAAUCGAUCAAUCGAGGAAAUAAUGGGCAGAUUAUGUGAUACUGAAAAUAAUUGUUUGUUACAGCCUCAACUGACGUGGUGUCCUUAGGGUUAAACCUCCAACACAUCCAUCCGUACACCAGACUACAGACUGCAGUUUCCUCCUGAAUGAACCACUGUUGCAUUCAGAAAAUGUAAUUAUACUGAAUCUUCCAGUAAUAAAGCUUGCCACUAA
Sander lucioperca (pikeperch) is the source of this 1149-nucleotide messenger RNA. RefSeq names its product lipopolysaccharide-induced tumor necrosis factor-alpha factor homolog. Gene Ontology annotation, molecular function: zinc ion binding. The coding region runs from base 422 to 688 and encodes 88 amino acids. The transcript has 4 exons. The record is from RefSeq and is a predicted model, not a curated record. Lineage: Eukaryota; Metazoa; Chordata; Actinopteri; Perciformes; Percidae.